Zingiber officinale is the source of this 870-nucleotide messenger RNA. Its product is annotated as transcription factor MYB2-like. The record is from RefSeq and is a predicted model, not a curated record. Gene Ontology annotation, cellular component: nucleus. Gene Ontology annotation, biological process: regulation of DNA-templated transcription. The transcript has 2 exons. Lineage: Eukaryota; Viridiplantae; Streptophyta; Magnoliopsida; Zingiberales; Zingiberaceae. Gene Ontology annotation, molecular function: sequence-specific DNA binding; DNA-binding transcription factor activity. Bases 20 to 715 code for a protein of 231 amino acids.
CAGGCCAAUUCCUCUAUGAAUGGAGUUCCACGAAAGGGGGAUUUGUGACUCCGCCACGCCGCCAAACGAUCAGGAGGAGACGACGGAUUUGAGAAGGGGACCUUGGACGAGGGACGAGGACCUCCUACUGCUGAACUACGUCAGUGCCCACGGCGAGGGACGGUGGAACUCCCUCGCUCGUUCCGCAGGUCGAUCAUCGAUCGGGCUCCGCCGUACCGGAAAGAGUUGCCGCCUCCGGUGGCUGAACUACCUCCGCCCCGACGUGCGGCGGGGCAACAUCACCCUAGAGGAGCAGCUCCUCAUCCUGGAGCUCCACUCUCGGCUGGGCAACCGGUGGUCCAAGAUCGCUCGCCACUUGCCCGGGAGGACCGACAACGAGAUCAAGAAUUAUUGGAGGACCCGAGUGCAGAAGCACGCGAGGCAGAUGCGGUGCGACGUCGACAGCAAGCAGUUCGAGGACAUGGUGCGCGCUGUGUGGAUGCCGCGCCUCGCAGAGAGGAUCCACGAGCAGAAGAAGCCCCCUCGCAGCCUAGAGAGUUCCUGCUCUUACUCGGAGUCCGUCGAGACGCAGCUCUCGCCCCCACUGCAGCUGCCGCCGCCGGCGACGGCUCCCGAGAGCUUUGUGAGCGACGUCGGUGGUGGCUGGAUGGAGUUGGAGCAGGGGGAGAGCAUGUGGAGCGUGGAGGACAUAAUUUGGUUACAACAGCAGCUCUAAAUUAGAAAAUUAACUAAUUAGUAAACAGCAGAAACUGUUAAUUAAGCAAGUGAUUAUGAUGGAGGCCGGAUUAGAUCUGAUAUUAAUUCUUUGUCCAGAUUAAGCUUCAAGAUGCACAAUAAAGCAAUGAUAUUGUGAAUACCGAUCAAUUAAUA